CAGGGCACUCGGGAACGAGCAUAAACGUCCUUUACAUAGGAAUCAGUUUACAGGACGUUAAAGGAACGUGAAAUAUUUCCUGUUUAGAGGAUGAGGAAACAGUGAAGCUGCAGUUUCCAGUGGACAGAUCAGGAGGAGACAAACAAGUUUAGGGUGUGACUGUGUAACAGACCUGUUGGUCCUGAUUCCUGUCUCUGAGCUCUCAGUCAGUGUUGGUGGUUUACAUCUCAGACUGUGACUGCAGAGGAAGAGGAGGACAGAGCAGAAUCUCCAGGAUCCACUUCUUUGAACAGGGACUGGUCCACAGAUGAUCCUCAGUACUGGACUCUGAGCUACAAGAGAGGGACCCAACAGAUCCACCUUGAGCAGAACUAGGAGACAGUGGCGAGGAAAAACGUGGAGCCUGAAUAAAAUGCCCGUAUGAACAGACCCACAGUGGUGGUGGGCGUGUAAUAUUCAUAGAUCCUUCAUGAGGAGUCUGUCAGGCUGUCUGAUCACAGAGGAAGGCUGUGCUUCUCUGGCCUCAGCUCUGAGAUCCAACCUCUCCCAUCUGAGAGAGCUGGAUCUGAACUACAAUCAUCCAGGAGACUCAGGAGUGAAGCUGCUGUCUGCUGGACUGAAGGAUCCAGACUGGAUACUGGAAACUCUCAGGGUGGACCAUGGCGGACCACAGAGACUGAGACCUGGUGUGAGGAAGUAUGCCUGUGAACUAGAGCUGGACACAAACACAGUGAACAGAAAACUCAAACUGUCUGACAACAACAGGAAGGUGACAUAUGUGAGAGAGAAUCAGUCAUAUCCUGAUCAUCCAGACAGAUUUGAUGUCUGGCCUCAGCUGCUGUGUAGAACUGAUCUGACUGAUCACUGUUACUGGGAGGUCAAGUGGAGAGGAUUGGUUCAUAUUUCAGUGAGUUACAGAGGAAUCAGAAGGAAAGGACGCAGUGAUGACUGCAGGUUUGGAAGGAACGAUCAGUCCUGGAGUCUGUUUUGCAGACAGAGAAUCAUUCACCUCCUCUUCCUCUGUCUCUAACAGAGUAGCAGUGUAUGUGGACUGUCCUGCUGGCUCUCUGUCCUUUUACAGAGUCUCCUCUGACAAACUGAUCCACCUCCACACCUUCAACACCACAUUUACUCAACCUCUGUAUCCUGGGUUUGGGUUCUGGUCAUUGGGUUCAUCAGUGUCUCUCUGCGCUCCGUAGGUCUGAAAGUUUCUCCUCUGGACAGAAACACUGACUGAAAUCAAAGCUGAUUCUGUUCACCAUCACACACUCUGCACUGUGAAGCAGACCUGUCUCAGACUCUAAUUGUCUUAUUCACUUUGAUGAUCAACAUUUGUAAAAUGAUUUGCACUCUGACUCUUAUUUUUGUCUCAGUUCACUCUGCUGUUUUUACUGUCAGGAUCCGAUCAGCAGCAUCCAGGAUCCACAGCUAAUGUCCUGGUGCCAGACACCACAGGACACCUAAAGGGAUCCUGAGUUCAUGAGUUGUAUCUGAUCAAUGUAGAGUUCACCUGGCACCAGAACAAACUGACUGAUGGUGAUCUGCGAUUCUACUUCUAAACUAGGAACUAGGAUUUUGUAUCUGUGAAAUUCCCCUGGACAUAUGUUGAAAAUUAAUACAUUUGCUUGAAAACUUA
Molecule: messenger RNA, 1636 nt
Organism: Lates calcarifer (barramundi perch)
Lineage: Eukaryota; Metazoa; Chordata; Actinopteri; Centropomidae
Product: stonustoxin subunit alpha
Exons: 6
Coding region: 470-1030 (186 amino acids)
Source: RefSeq, a predicted model, not a curated record